This is a messenger RNA of Periophthalmus magnuspinnatus, 4616 nucleotides long. It is a transcript of the gene prrt4a, whose product is annotated as proline rich transmembrane protein 4a. The coding region runs from base 2 to 2365 and encodes 787 amino acids. The transcript is spliced from 2 exons. The record is from RefSeq and is a predicted model, not a curated record. NCBI's taxonomy places the organism in Eukaryota, Metazoa, Chordata, Actinopteri, Gobiiformes, Gobiidae.
CAUGUUGUUUCAAUGGAUCAUUUAUCUUUUCAUGUCCUUUAUCUUCACUGGUUCACUCCAUGUGUUGGCCAUACCUAACGACGGCGGCUUGGAGGGGCAAAUUGGUCCAGCUACAUCUAAAAUAGUGAAAAGGAGUUUACUGACAUCACUUCUGCACUGGUCAGCAGCACCAGAGGAAACCCAAGGAGUUCUAGGUGAAUAUACAGAAACAGAUUAUGUCCAGGAGAGCUCUGAGAUGCCAAGAGAUGUCCAGGAGCAGACAUUCAAAUAUGAGAUAUAUGAAAGUACUACAGAACAACUAACUUCUAAAACGUGGAAUGAAUCCAUUGGCAGCACAGGUGUGGAUUUACUUGUGUCGGUUGGGACUGCAGAUACACCUACUAAAAGCUGGGAAUGGACGUCUCCUGCAACUAAACAGGACCAUAUCCUGGAGAGUGGAGUGACGACUGCGAGCAGAGAAGAUACAACCAGUGACUUCCAGAACACCACUACAGCUCCCUGCCGAUCAUCCAACGACACAGACGACUCACCCCAACCACCGGACCCCCUCCACCUCUCCCUGCCCCUCAGCCUUAGCCUCUUCGUCCCCCUGUACUCCGAUUGGAACUCUGCCCUGGCUACAUGGGGUCUGGCCUGGGAAGCGCACAUCUACGGCUUAGCGUCUGUCUUCAGCGCAGUCGGCCUAGUUUCAUUCAUUUCCAUAUUUGCUUUGCCGUUGCGAUGUCCUCCUGGAAUACUCUACUUUGCGUUACUACAUUUCUUCCUCCUCUCAUUCACAGGGGCGCAGGCUUUUGUUUUGAUUUACGACGCUUACAGUUUUCAAGAUCGCCUUCCACCGCUAGCUCUGCUGCCAAUUAGCGCGUUACCAUACCCGUGUUUGAUAUUCGCAUUCUCCACUACGUUUAUUCUUCUGUCUUUACGGUCGAACUUGCAAAUUUCUCUCCCGCUGGCGAUAUCCCCAUCAUUUUCUGCGCUACCCAAACCAUGCUUUUUGGUUUCAAUGUCUGUUCUCCAUUUUGGUUUGUCACUAGGUUGCGUUGGCAUACUGGAACUUUUUCCCAAACUUCCAACUAUAAUCCUACUGAUCCCUCAAGGAAUCUUUGUAUGUCUGUCAAUUUUUCUAUCUUGUUCAUAUUUUGUUUUCUACUGCCUGGUACAAGUGGAUAGCAAGCACAUUUAUAGACUUAACGACAGUGGGGAAAGCGGGGGUUCUCCUGAAGUCAUUCGACCGCCAAGAUGUCCAUUCGCCCAAAUGGAAGACUGGCGAAGAGCUGUACGAUCGGGUUUAGCUGCAUCAAUAUUUUUGCUAAGUUGCGGAGGCUUUCAACUCUACGCUAUUCUGCAUUCCCUUGGAUAUGGCGGUUUCGAUGACAUAGGUUUCUACCCAUGGCCUUGGUGGGGCUUCCAAUUGGGUUGCCGAAUUGGUGAGAUUGGAGUUUGUCUAGGGUUAGCGCUAAUCGGAACGCGACCUAUAUUUUGUAGGACAUCAACCAAAACCGUGAUCAAACCUCAGAUGGGAUCUUGGAGUCGGCUUUCACCUACACGAGAGUUAGAGCUAGCAUCGGAAGAGGGUGUCCUGUCUUCUCAAAAUAAAAUGCAAAAUAUCGGUAAAGAAAAGUCAGACACUCUACCGCUUUGCCCGAUAGAUCCUCCUGGAAAUGGGGUGGAAUGUGCCCAAAAAUCUAACCAAAUAGUAGAACAACCAUUACAUACGAAACAAAGUCCGACAUCCAAGCCUAAAAACGCAACAGAAAUGAAUCCAACUUCUUUGAAUAAACUUGAUUCAACCGUAGACCUACGUCCCCCAUCACCAAUAAACCUAUCCCGAAGCAUUGACCAAGCAUUGUACAGCGAAUCCCUAUUUUCUCAUAGCAUAUUCGAAUGGCCAAGGCUUUUCCAAACUUCUUCGAAUCUUUCUUUAAACCGCCAGGAAAAAUCUGGUUUGGUUGAGAAUGGCUUAUACCGCACUGCUUCUUGUAAAGAUAUGGAACAAAACACGCAAGCGAUAAACAACCAACUACCAAAGCGAACGGAGUGGAAAGGGAGCAUCAACGAGUCAACGCAAGAACUGUGCCGAAAGCCAAAGGAGGUCGGGAAAGUGCGAUCUCAUUCGUGGGCCAAUAGGGGGCACAAUUUUGCUCAGAGCAGUUUACCCAGAGCCAUCCCACAUUUGUCACACUAUAAAAGGUUUCGGACUUUGAGCACAGCGUCCCAGGACAGUAAGGGCUCCGUCAGGCUGGCCGGGACUAAACAGUUGAGUGAAAGUAAGCAGUUAGAAUGGGACAUGGCUGUGCAGGCGGAGUUUGUCAAUGUGUGCAAGCAGAUUGAUGCUCUUAGUGUGUGCAGUGACACGAUUGACCUGUAGGCUGGACAGGAAACGCAACCAGAGUCUAAUGUUAACUUAUGUUUUUAUGCAUGUGUUAAAACGCAGUGGUUCUCAAACAGUGAUAGGGUACAGUAAUUAUUCUGGUCAGAGCUAUGAAGUUAGCGCAGUUAUCAGCUUGCAAAGACUGCAAUUAUCAGACAAUAGAAAUCCUUGUGCCUGUAUUCAGAGGUGGAAGGUAACAAAGUGCAAAAGUACUGCAGUUAUCUGUACUUUCCUCAAGUUAAUUUUAAAGUGGAUCCUUUUUACUUUUACUUCACUACAUUUUAGAGCAGGUAUUUGUACUUUCUAUUCCACUACAUUGUUUAACUGGACUGACAAGUAAAAAGUACUUUUCCUUAUGGUUUGAGACCUGGCAAAAGUUAUUUUUGGUAUGUUUAAUUUGACAUAGCGUUCAAACUUUGAGCAAACAAAAUAAACAAAUAUACAAACCAAGUAGAAAAAUGAAUAUAUCAGUUUAAUGACUUAAAAUGAAAGAAAUCUGUUAUCCAAAUCACUACAUUUGAUGCUUUAAUAGGCUAGUUAUAAAAAUCUUUCCAAAAAACCUUUUAGUCUUAAAGUACAUAUUUAAAGGGGAACUUUUUCAUGUAAUACUGAGUAAUUUUUUGCUCCAGAACUUUUUCGUAAGUAAUGAAAUUUGGUACUUCACUUGCUACUGCCUGUAGUUUAGAUCUCUGCAAACAUGUUCUGUAAUUCAUGAAACUCAUAUUUCAUAUACUUCUCUCAAAGGUCAAAGCUCCUGGAGUCGUUUACAAUGUCCACUUUGAACAGAAUUAGACCUGUUGUAGUCCUGGUUUAAAUCUUCUUUAUAGUUAAGGCCUUGGAAUGAUGCUAGUAUUGUCUAAUCUUUUGUUUUUUGUUUUAUUUUGUAUUUGAUACAUGUAUGCCUUGUUUAGUUAAGUAUGGACAUUUUUAAUAUUAUCUGUAUCAAGUAUUUAUGUUUUCGUUGCUGAGAUAAGUUUGAGAAUCACUGCUCUACAGACCUAUUUUCUGUAAAUGUAAAGCAGUAAAUGUUGAAUUAUAUUGGUUGUAUGUAAAUGUUAUUGCAUAAUAACAAUACAUACAUUCUAUUGUUAUUUAAAAUGUUACUUAAUAUAUUACUUUUACAGCUGAGCUGAGCAUAUUAAGUAUUUCAGAGAGGAUGAGAAGUGUAUGUACUGCAGUUCACAUUAUCUGAACUUAACUGCCCUCUAGUGGCUCAACCAGAUAAUACUGUGACCCAGAUGCAUCAUUUGAAUAACACUGGAAAAAAAUAGUCAAAUUACAAUAAAAUAAUCACAUACAACUGUACACUUAAUAAGGACCAUGCAGUAAACAAUUUUGUUCAUGACACAAGCACCACACUUUUUGCCUGGCAAAUCCAGAAUGACAUCUCUGUAUUUUUUAUUUAUUCUCCCCACUCCCUCCGUUAUGUCUUGAGCUUGACCAAACAUGAUCAUGCAAUCACAUUACUUUUUUUUUUCAGUGAUGCAUGUGAAACGAAAUAGCUCAUUGGUCAUCUAUCAUUCACAAACAAAAUGACAUUUCUCUCACCUCAGAUUAACAGUUUAGUGCUUUGCUCACUGAUUCAGUAGAAGUCUGCAAUGUUUUUUGUUCCUUGUGACUUUUUUUUCUUCCUUUUUUCCUCAUAAGCAGCCAUAUUUGUUUUAAUACAGACUGGGCAAUCUGCCUGUGAUGACCAUCUGACCUCGGGGAGAUUCACCAGUGACCAGACUCAUAUCUUUGUAAUGUGUUGAAGAAGUGUGUAUUUUGGGUCCCAGGCAACUACACAUCCAUCAUGAACAAAAAACAUGACAUGAGUAACAAUCAAAAUAUAUUUAUUUUCAUCACCAGUAGACAAGACAAUGGACAUGGGUUUCAAAUCUAUGAGAACCGUGGUAAUUACGACCUUAAUCUUAAAUGAGUAUGAUACUGGUAUGUGUACAGUUUCAAUGGGACAUAGAGUGAGUACAUUGCAAGAAUUAUAUUUUAUAGAAAAAUAGAUCCACGUAAAACCGCUAUAAAUCUAUAUAGAAAUUCAGAUUUUAAGUUUAUUACACUACUCCAGUAUUCAGUCUAAAAAUAGAUAUUUCUUAUAUUGUUAUUAUAUACAUUAGACAGGUAUUUAUUUAUAGUCUUUGCAGAUUUCUAUAUGCAGCAGAUGUUUGUCUCAUGUUGUAGGCAGAAAAAUGUGCUUCUGAACUGAAGUUAACUUGCCUUUUGUGAAUAAAAACAUUUUAUGUGAACACAUUUU